AAAACAAGCCCACUUAAACAUUUCAGUCCAACAUCGCAACACACACCGAAUUCUGCAGAACGAAGCAAAACAAGGUGCUUUAUUGUCAUCGGCCAGAGGGACUCAGAUGCAGGAGGAGGAGGAGACUCCGGACAAUGGAAGCGGCGGUAGCGCUGGGUCACACACCCACUUGUGGUGGGCCGGGGCCAGUGCGGCUCAGCUGGGUUGGGCCGUUAUGUCAUCCCGGAAAGGCUGCGCCGGUAACUCCUUUACGAUGCCUUUCAAGGCCUUCGCCGUUGCUUCCCUCUACGUCGGCUCUGUGGCCACCGCCGGCGUCGCUGGCCUCCAUGCCUCUGGCAUCCGCGAGUUUCUCUUUCAAACCUCGUGACUCUUCGAGCUGCAUAAUGACCCAGUUUAAGGCCCUACUAGCUACCAGAGUGGAACAACUUGUGAGGUGGAGGAUCUAGUAGAGCUGGGUGCCAACAUAAGAACUGGACUUGGGGUACCCCGGAGGAGGUCGAGGGAGGAAUAACCUUUCAGUUUUAGGUUUCGAAAUGCAGUUUUUAUCGUAUAAAACCCACACUUGGGUUGGAUUUGCAUCUUUGUGCAUUUUGAUUUGACUUGAUUACUGAUCGAGAAGUAUUUAUCGUCUCAUGAGUCCAUCACUGUCACUUGUCUAUUUACGGUGCAUUUACAAAGGAGGUGUAAUUUGAGAGUUGUAGGUGUAUUUAAGCAAAUGUCAUUUGCUUCCUCGGCGUUUAGAGGAACUUAGCUUCUCUUAUCAGACAGUGAAGGGAACAAGUGGAAGGAAAGAAAUGAAAAUGUUGCAAAUCGCGAAUUACAGGUUUAA
Molecule: messenger RNA, 829 nt
Organism: Malus domestica (apple)
Lineage: Eukaryota; Viridiplantae; Streptophyta; Magnoliopsida; Rosales; Rosaceae
Source: RefSeq, a predicted model, not a curated record